GCAACAUUGCACAUUAGUGUCAGGGUUAUCGUACCAUGCAUUAUUGACACCUGCAUCCCUUCGGAUCUUUGGAUCCAAUCCCCCUCCAUCCACCUACGGAUCUUGGAUCGACAUUGCCAAAACGGAAAGUCAAGUCGAUUAUCAGGACAUCCAUACCAAAAACGAUGUUCCAAAGAACCAACAUCCUCCUACUGACAGUCGCUGCUUUGGCCCCACUCGUUGCCGCGAUGGGUCCAAACGGCGACAAUAACCUACUAGUACCAUGGGCAGCAGCAGCCGGGUGCUCUGUCUCGUACCUGCUCUAUGAUGCCCUCUUGAAACGGUCGUUGCGGCCCACAUUCCUAUCGAUCCAAGUGCUGGCGCAAGUGUCAUCCAUGAAUACACAGAAUGCUGCAACAGAACUACCCUCUCUCAUUCCCCAAAUGAAGCGCAUUCCAAUGGAGCAAAUAUCCAAUAUUCAAGAAUCGGGGGAUUUGCUCUGGGAAGGGUCCACCAAAGGAGAGACACUGGAAACUGGCUGGUUCGUCGCGGGAAAAAGAACCAAAUCCAUGGUGGUCCAUGUGGGGGAACAACAGCAAAUCCAAGUUUUUGCUCCCAAAGCGGCUUGGGCCACACCCAAAGAUACAUCCAUCUCCAAACUAUUGUCAGCCAAGAAAUCAUGCAGCGUGGUACAAGAUCUUCACGACAGACUGGCCUGGCAAGAGUUCUUGAAAGACAGUCUAUCCUCCACCUCCUCGGAAACCAAACUGAAGCCGGGAAGAUAUCGAUUCGUCUAUCGAGAAACUGUCAAUGUGGAAGAAUACAUUGGCAUGAUUGCACAAAAACGAGGCCUGACCAAGUUGCGCUUUGCCAAAGACUCUAUUUUGGUACUGGAGGAGGAUGGACAAUGCUACAUGGAAGAUUACUUUCGACUCUAUGGCAUCUUCCCUAUGAAUACACACAACACAGGAGAAUGGUCCCAGGAGAAGGCUGUUUGGGACAAGAAUCAGGUCCGAUUCGGCUGGAAAGGCAUUUUUGGAAGGACCAAGGAAAUGGAAGUUGUCACCAAGAUACUUCGAGAGUCUCCUUGGGAUCUAAAACCAUGUAGUUUUGAUGACGACAGGGAAGGGGUGCUCUUCUAUCGACACAGAGCCGGGUGGUUGAUUUGGGAGAAAGUGGGCUAGGGCCCUGCCGUAACAAUCGGUCCGAGAGCCGACAGUGCAGGAUGUCCGUUGCCAGCCCAUAUCAUGAGUUUGGAAAGGACUCCAGAGGAUUUGAUUCGAUUCGAUGGUAUCCUAUCGGUCACGGUAUGACCCCGGUCAAAGAGCUCGCUGACAGCACCAAGCCGCUGACCGACGAACGGGAUUGCUGCGGCAUGCUUCUGUUGGAUGCGUCGGAUGGACAUUCGCAGCCACGGGGCAUGCAUCAUAUUCUGAUGAUGAAAUAUCCAGAUUGGAAGUUCAAGUCAUGCUGAGUUCCUUUUUGCAAGGUGCUGGAAAGUAACCGAGAUUAGUUUGGGCUUCAGGGGUUGACUGUUGGUCGUCAGUCUUCGCCACAAAAGCAACGUCGUGCUGGUAUCCAAAACGAGAGUGCCCAACCUGGAAAGGGAACAGCUGCGUAUCCUACCGGGGUUGUUCAAAUACUUUCUACCCCAAACGGUUCCAAAGGGUGGAGGACAUUUGAUUCUGCUUCAAUCUUGUCAUCCACCUCAGACAUCAUAGAGUCUGUAGAUCGUUCCAACGAUUCAAUUUUUUCAAGCUCGACUUUUUUCGUAUUCACCAGUAGCAGCAUCUGGC
Molecule: messenger RNA, 1775 nt
Organism: Seminavis robusta
Lineage: Eukaryota; Bacillariophyta; Bacillariophyceae; Naviculales; Naviculaceae
Source: the annotation of a GenBank genome assembly